Messenger RNA from Beauveria bassiana ARSEF 2860, 1548 nucleotides. Its product is annotated as MYB DNA-binding domain-containing protein. Lineage: Eukaryota; Fungi; Ascomycota; Sordariomycetes; Hypocreales; Cordycipitaceae. The record is from RefSeq and is a predicted model, not a curated record. The transcript has a single exon. The coding region runs from base 1 to 1548 and encodes 515 amino acids.
AUGGCUACCAUCGAACCGCGCCUGAUUCACCUCUUGAAUGAGUCGACAUCGACUCCUCAUCACGCUCAUGCCGACCUCCCUCCUUUGCAUGCCCUUCCUCUGCACGCCCAUGGCGAUAGGCCUCUGCCGAGGCUCGACCGCGAUGCGAGCCGUCAUGCCGCUUCGCAUCCGUAUCCCAUCCGCCUGCUGCUCGACGAUUCCGACUCGGGUGACUCUCGCCACGGUCACGGUGCCUACCGCGAUGACAGCCCUGAUGGACCUGAUGAAGCCCACCGCAAGAAGCGCAGCCGUGCCACCAUGCACGUCAAGGACGACUUUGUCCAGCUGCCUCAGCCGCUCAAGAAGCAAAAGGCGACACAGCAGGCUCUCGUCAUGCCGCCCAUUAUCAAUGGCCUCCACGAACCUCCACCUCACGCCGCUCUCUUCCCACCCAUUUCCUCGACCACCUACGAGAAUGAUACCAACCAGAUGAAGAUGAUGCACGACUUCAAUACCCAUAGCAGCCCCGACGAACGCUCCCAGCGACGAGGCUCCUCCGAGACCGACAAGAGUUCUUCCAAGGGCCGCAAGCGCGCCACGAAGCCCCGACGCAAGUGGACGGACGAGGAGACGAACCAUCUUCUUCUCGGAGUGAACCGCCACGGCGUCGGCAAAUGGACCAACAUUUUGGAAGACCCCGACUUUACAUUCAACGAGCGUACUGCUGGCGACUUGAAGGACCGCUUCCGCACUUGCUGCCCCGAAGAGCUCCGAAGCUCCAGCAAGACGUCGAGGUCCGAACGCCGCUCAGAAAGCACCAGCAAGAGCAGCUCCCGCAAGGGUUUGCACUCAGAAAAUAUCUUGAUUAGUGACGAGAAGUCUCGGUCCAAGAUCUCCAAGAAUUGUACCGAGCUCGAGGAGUCAUCUAAACAGAAGAAGAGUCGUGCUCAUCGAAAGAACAUGGGUGAUUUGGCCGAACUCGGCAUUCAUGGCCCCUUCAAAAAGUCCCAUCGUCGUGAGCGCCGCCCCUUUACGGAGCAGGACGAUCACGAGAUUCUCGAGGGCCUGGACCACUACGGCCCUGCCUGGACCAAGAUUCAGCGCGACCCUCGCUACCAUCUCUCCACCCGACAGCCGACCGAUUUGCGCGAUAGAGUCCGCAACAAAUACCCUGCUAUUUAUCAGCGUAUUGAAAAGGGCACGUUCCAAGCCAAGGACUCUUCCAGAGGCAACGAUAUCAUGGAGCCUUCUGUCAACAUGUCCAUCGACAACUCGUUAAAGCGUUCCAAGGUAGCUGCCAUUGCCAAUCGUCGUGGCUCUCGUGACGAGACUCCCAGAUGGCCUGCCCAUGUUGAAUCAGAGUACCUCCAGCAUCCUGGCUUCGAGUUUGGAGAUGCUGGUGCAAACCACUUCAUGGGUGGCGAGAUGGACAUUUCCAGACUUCUUCUGGAUGAUUCCCGCAUGGUGCACGGCCAUGGGCGACAUGACGAGCUGUCUGGCCCUUCGUCCCCCACCGCCCCAGGCCUAGACUCUCGUCGCGACCGCUACGAAUAUGCACUUCGGUGCUAA